CGUGUCAAACAAUCGACGACGUUGGCGUAUUCCCACGUCCCCUGAAGGCAGCGCGCUUGGAGUGACGACAUUGAAGUGAAGUUCGACGGCGGAGUUCCACUUUCAACUUCGCAACUCAAGCGCUAGGAAUUAUUUUAUUGCCGUUGUUUCUAAAUAAUAGCGUAGGUUUAAGUUGUGUUCAUUGUCGGGUCGGGUGGUAAACCUCUGGAAAGGAAAGUGCCUUCUCACGUGGGGAAGAUGCGGACAUUUUAAAUGGAUAUGGUCGCGCGCGAGAGUGGAUACCGAACAACAGGAAGACGCGUGAACAACGGAUGCGUGACGUUGACACGUUCUUGUUUUAUGUCCUCGUCUGAAGUCGACGUGUUGGGCGAUUAGUUAAGCCUUACGGAAAGUUCCUCUUUUGUUGGCGUGGGGUGGGCACGCAUCGUCGGACCAAGCGCGACCCCCCGGAACCGCGUCGUGUGUAUUACGAUAAGUCCUCCCGUGGAUUCAAACAUGGGCACCCAGGGCACGGGACGGAAAAGAAACAGCAACAAGGAGAGAUCCACGGCUGAGGACGAUGCCUUAAACCUCAUAGCCAGAGAGGCUGAGGCCAGACUGGCAGCAAAGAGGGCAGCGAGGGCAGAAGCCAGAGAGAUCCGCAUGAGGGAACUUGAGAGGCAACAAAAAGAGAUCUUUCAGGUGCAGAAGAAAUAUUACGGCUUGAAUUCCAAAUCAGAUGACAGAUCAGACAGCAAAUGGGGAGAUAUUGAGCAAUGGAUGGAGGACAGUGAGCGAUACUCACGCCCCUCGCAGACACACAUGCUUUCUGAUGACGACGAGCGGAUGUCGGUGGGAAGCCGUGGCAGCGUGAGGUCCGAUCUUGACGCCGUUUAUGGUGCAGGGGGCUCAUCCUUGCUUUUGCAUAAAUCCAAGAAAAAGAAGAAACAUAAGCACAAAGAGAAGGAUAGGAAUGGCCAUGAUGAUGAGUACAGUGUUCUAUCCAACCGGGCAUCUUACGUCUCCUCUGACUUGUAUAGCCUCAAUGGUGUGUCCACUGGCAGGAACCCGGGGUCAACUGGUUCCUACCAGAACUCCUUAUACGAGGACACUCUCUGCUCCGGGUCGCGGCGAUUCUCUGGCUCCAACUCUGGCUCCCAUCAGCCGUUAGAGUACAGUAGCUACCGCAGGUCCAACUCCAGAACCUCCAGCCGGGCCAAUUCUGCCCAUACCAGCCCAGUGGACAACUGUGGCUCUGUUGCCAGUUUGUUAAGAAGUGCUUCCAGUAGCAGAGGACUCCCCAGAGAUUUGGACGAUGUUACCGUUCCUGAUUUUUCUGACGUAGAUGACAGGGAUUAUCUUGAGAAAGGUUCUCGAGCGGCUUCUGCAUUAACAGCGACAACUCUCACUUCCCUCGGUGGGACUUCCUCGCGAAGAGGAAGUGUCGAGACUGCCAUCACUGUAGAUGCUGAAACUGCCACAAGAGAAAUUAAGGAAAUUCAUGAACUCAAGGAUCAAAUUCAAGAUGUGGAGUCCAAGUACACACAGAACCUAAAAGAAGUCAAGGACGCGUUAACGGAAGUGGAGGAGAAGUAUCGCAAGGCCAUGGUGUCCAACGCCCAGCUGGACAAUGAAAAAAACAACCUCAUGUACCAGGUGGACACUCUCAAAGACUCACUGAUAGAACUAGAAGAACUCCUUUGUGAGUCAAGGCGGGAAUACGAGGAAAAGGUCAAGGACUUUGAACGCGAGAAACAUGCCCACAGUGUGCUUCAGUUCCAGUUUAUUGAAAUGAAAGAUACACUGAAACAAAGCGAGGAGCUUCUAAAUGAGAUCCGUCAGUUGCGUAUGAAACAGGAGGGUUUUGCUAGGGAGAUAUCUGAUCUACAAGAGACAGUGGAGUGGAAGGAUAAGAAAAUUGGGGCUUUAGAGCGACAAAAAGAAUACACAGAUGCAAUCCGAACUGAGCGAGACGAACUCAGAGAAGAGGUGGUGAAGCUCAAAGAUAUUCUCAAGAAACACGGAAUAGUACUGGGACCUGAUCUGAGCAUCAAUGGCGAUGCCGGUGAGACAGAAACAGACGUCACCACCAGUGGAGACACCGCUCCCCAACCGACUCAGGGUUCGCCGACUUCUCCACCGGAGGGGAACAACAUGCUCGGAAGGUCAGAGGAGACUCAGUUGAGAAGUAGUGGAAAGGAAGAGGUGGAUCAAGAACAACGUCGAGAAGUGUUUGAGGAAGACCAGACGAGUCACCUGAGCGCCGAUAGGCUCUCUAAUACUGAUGAGCCGUCAAGGCCCAUUAAAGAAAACGACAGUGGCCUUAGCCAGGACUUGCAGAUUGAACUGCCAGUCACAAAAGCCAGGGAUGAAAUAGUUCUCAGUGCUAUAAUUCAAGGAAAUGCAACAAGUCCUCCUGAAACCCUUCCACGAUUCAACUCUGAUUUGGAGACAGGCACACAAAUAAAUGAUGGUGACAUUGAAGAAAAUUCUAAUGACAUUAUUGAAAAGCCAAACAAACACGAUACCAAUGAGGACAUAAAUGUGAUUAAAUUAGAACCAAUUGUACAAGCUGUCAAAGACUCAGAAUCGUGUCCCCAAGAAGAAGAUAUAGAAGAUAACGAAACAAGUUGCCAAGUAGAUGUUAAUGAGUCGGAAUCAUGUACCGAGGAGGAAACCAAUGAGAUUUAUUUAUGUACCCAAGUGAAUAUCAAAGAUUCUGAAUCUCUUCCCCAAGAAGAUAUAAAAGAUUCUGAAUCAUGUCCCAAAGAAGAUCUAACAGAUUCUCAGCCAUGUCCCAAUGUACAAGGAGCCCAAGAUCCAGAAACCUGUCUCCAAGAUGUCAAAGUUUUUGAAUCACAUCCCCAGGAAGAAGACAUAAAAGAUCAAGAAUUAUGUUGCGAAGUGGCUGCCAAAGAUUCUGCAUCAUGCCCUCAAGAAGAUGUACAAGAUUCAAAAUCCUAUGCCCAAGUAGAUGUCAAAGAAUUUGAAUCAUGUCCUCAAGAAGAUAACCUAAAAGAUCCAGAAUCAUGUCCACAAGUAGAUGUGAAAGAUUGUGAAUUGCUUCGUCAAGAUAGCGUACAAGAUUUUUAUUUAUGUCCCCAAGUAGAUGUCAAAGAUUCAGAAUCUUGUCCCCAAGAAGAUAUAAAAGAUUCUGAAUCAUUUCCCAAAGAAGAUCUAACAGAUUCUGAACCAAGUACCCAAGUACAAGGUGUCAAAAAUUCAGAAUCUUGUGACCAAAUAGAUGUGAAAGAUUCUGAAUCACAUCCCCAAGUAGAAGACAAAAAAGAUCCAGAAUCUUGUCUCCAAGUAGGGGUCAAAGGUUUUGAAUCACAUCCCCAAGACAUAAUAGAUCCAGAAUUAUGUCACCAAUUGGAAGCCAAAGAUUCUGAAUCAUGCCCUCUAGGAUAUACACAAAAUUCUAAAUCCUAUCACCAAGUAGAUGAAGUCAAAGAUUUUGAAUUGUAUCCCCAAAAAGAACUAACAAAUCCAGAAUCUUAUCCCGAAGUAGAUGUGAAAGCUAAUGAAUUAUGUCCUCAAGAAGGCAUACAAAAUUUUGACUUGUGUCUCAAAGUAGAUGUCAAAGAUUUGGAAUUGUAUCCCCCAAAAGACCUAAAAAAUCCUGAAUCAUAUCCCGAAGUAGAUAUGAAAGAUACUGAUUUAUGUACUCAAGAAGGCAUACAAGAUUUUGACUUGUGUCUCCAAGUAGAUGUAAAAGAUUCUGAAUCGCAUCCCCAAGAAGACAUAAAAGAUCCAGAAUCGUGUGCCCAAGAAGGCCUAAAAAAUUCUGAAUCGUGUAGCCAAGAAGACAUAAACGAUUCCAAAUCAUGUCCCCAAGUACUAGUUGUCAAAGAUUCUGAACCUUGUCCACAAGCAGUAGAUCCUGAGUCCAACACGGAAUUGCAGCAUGACACUGCUGAGGCAAGCAGCGACGAGGCAGAAAAAAUCUUAACCAAGCCUCCUAAGAGUGCUAAAAAGAAAAAAAGAAAGAGGAGAGGCAAAAAGAAAGGCGGCUUCCUUGAGGAACAAACUCAACAUAGGGACAAAAAGGAAGAAACUGUGACAAAUCAAGAAAACAUUAAGAUAGCAGGCAGAGGUGUAGCUUCAGGAAACAAUGGGUCUGCUGCAGAAUGUGGCACUGAUGGUCACACCAUUGAAUGCCUCAUAGAAUACACUGCAGGUCAAGUAGAUGUAGCUGAACAGGUGGAACAUGCAGAAACCUCAAAUGUUCAAAAUGCCAAAGAAUCCCAGCUGGAUCAAAUGUUCAAUACGGAUGAGCAAAACGUACAACAUUUAGGAUCUGGAAAAGUACAGAUAGAUGAACCGGAAGCCUUUAUUCAGACUUUUUCUCUCACUUUACCACUCAUUCAGACAGAAACGGAUCAAAAUACAAAUAAACCAAAACAAAGUUUGGAAUCUCUGGAAGUCCAGGAAGGAUGUAUUAAGCGUUCUGAGUCAGAGGUCGUUCACAGUGGAGUUAAUCGUAUUUUUAACUCUGAAAGUCGUGACAAAGACUCCAGUUUAGAUUACACCACUAACGUAGCGAUUCCAAGCCAAGGUGGCACAAGUCCAUCAGGUGUUGUCCAUAAUGAAGGUGAAAUAAGUUCUGAAACUACAAACUGUAAUAAAGACUCUGUACCCAGGUUAGAUGUCGAAAGUCAUGGUCAAAUUCCUCAUGUUGAGCCUUCUGAAUGUCAGAAUCAUGUAUCUGUGAUGUUUACCCAUGACAUUGGUGACAGCCUCCAAGACCCAGAAUGGUCACCGUCUGAGCCGACCGCUGCCGUGAAUUCUGACACCCUCAUCAAGGUUUCUGAGAACGUUCUCGAAAAGGAAACUUUUACAAAGCAAGAGCAUGAGGAGCCAGAAGUAGAGAAUGUGGACAGGUCUAGAAAGGAAUGUAAAGAAUUGUUCAAUUUAGUCAAGCUGGAGAACUCCUCCUGUGACCUCGACAGGGAGCAGAUCCUCGUAGAGACUCAGCCUGAAAUAGAGAAAUUGAUGCAUGAAGAUCAGGUUGUUGAAGCUGCCUCAGACACAAAGGUGCAGACAUCAGAGUCUGAGGAAGCAAGAUGUGAGGUCAGUAAUGACGAAUUAGCCCCUGCAGAGGAACCCAUGGAGCAUGAAAGCAGUCAAGGUGUCCAGAUAGAUGAAGUGAUCACUGGUCUAGGCAUCUACCUACAGGACAGUGGGGAAGAUUUUGAUGAUGAAGAUGAGAAAGGACAUUCCUUUGAUUUUGAUGACAUGGAUAUAGACGCAGCCAUGGAGACACAGUCUGAUGAAAACCUGGAGCAGCGGGAAGUUGAGGCUGGUUUUGAAGAAGUCCGAUCAGAUGAACACAAUGCCGAUAUUAACAGUAAUAUUGAAAGUCCAAAAGAUAGAGAGGUGUCUACAGAUGUAGCCACACCAGAAAAUCCAGAGCACCUACACGUUGAGGUACCUGUUGAAGAAGUCCUUUCAGGUGAACACAAUACCAUUAAUAACAGUAAUAUUGAAAAUUUGCAGGAUAAAGAGGUGUGUACCCAUGUUGCCACACCAGAUAACGGGUUUAAACAUAAUUUGGUUGAUGUGGAAUCCUCACCUGAACAUUUGAGAACUGUAGAUGACAAAGAGCCUUCCAACACUGGAGUUUCAGAAACCACAGACAAAGACAAAAUCCCCCCUCGAGCUACGUCUUUACCAGUAGAAGAAGCAUUGGAUGCCAUUGAGAAACCGAUAGACUUAAAUGCAACCCACAGCAACAGAGAGAUGCCACUCUCUGGAAAAGAUGGGAAGAAAAAUGGCAAGAAAGGCAAAAGCAAGGGCAAGGAUGACUGCAAGAUGACUUAGGGCUUAGAUUUCUAAUGCAACAUGCAGUGUUUUUCGUUUGUUUGUUUUUGUUUUUUUUCUGUUCAGGCAGGACUUUUUUCCUGACUUUUUUUUCUGUUCAGGCAAGACUUUUUUUCCUGACUUUUUUUUUCUGUUCAGGCAGGACUUUUUUCCUGACAGCACUUUUUUCCUGACUUAAUUGAGAUCUAGUUUAUCAAUGGACAUGAUAAAAAAUUGUUUCAGUUGUACAUGCCAAAAAAAGAGCAAUUAGAAUGCGAAUUGCAAGUUUUUUCAACAAUGGUGUUACAUAUUGCACCACUUUUUGAUGAGUGAUGUUUUGGGUUCAAAAGUGAAAGUAUGUUUUCUGCUUCUCCAGACGCAGCUACUUAAUAGCUCAUGUAGUCCACUUUGCUUUGUGUUUGUGUAAAGUGCUAGUGCGCAUAAUUGUUUGCCCAUGUGUAAUGUCACGUCAGUUUGUGUUGGUGUCUUAUUUAUGCUAAUAUGAUAGCUAAUACUAUUGAUGAGCCUCAUGUGAAGGUGGUUUAUUUGAGUUGAAUAAAGUAACUAAUGAA
Molecule: messenger RNA, 6353 nt
Organism: Phyllopteryx taeniolatus (common seadragon)
Lineage: Eukaryota; Metazoa; Chordata; Actinopteri; Syngnathiformes; Syngnathidae
Gene: lrrfip1a
Product: leucine rich repeat (in FLII) interacting protein 1a
Exons: 22
Coding region: 496-5802 (1768 amino acids)
Biological process (GO): regulation of transcription by RNA polymerase II
Molecular function (GO): DNA-binding transcription factor activity, RNA polymerase II-specific; RNA polymerase II cis-regulatory region sequence-specific DNA binding
Source: RefSeq, a predicted model, not a curated record